Molecule: messenger RNA, 1506 nt
Organism: Cucurbitaria berberidis CBS 394.84
Lineage: Eukaryota; Fungi; Ascomycota; Dothideomycetes; Pleosporales; Cucurbitariaceae
Product: carbohydrate-binding module family 42 protein
Exons: 1
Coding region: 1-1506 (501 amino acids)
Biological process (GO): arabinan metabolic process; pectin catabolic process; L-arabinose metabolic process
Molecular function (GO): alpha-L-arabinofuranosidase activity
Source: RefSeq, a predicted model, not a curated record
AUGUCUCUACGACCAAGACUUCUCGCUCUAGGCCUUGCUUCCACUAGCUCCAUGGUUUCUGCAGGGCCAUGCGACAUCUACAAAUCUGGCGGCACGCCUUGCAUCGCUGCGCACAGCACCACGCGGGCGCUGUACAAUGCAUAUAAUGGCUCCUUAUACCAGGUGAAACGCGGCUCCGAUGGGGCCACCACGAACAUCGCGCCCCUUUCUGAUGGUGGUGUUGCCAACGCUACCGCUCAGGAUACUUUCUGCGUCGAUACGACCUGUCUCAUCACUAUUAUAUACGACCAGUCUGGCCGUGGCAAUCACCUCACUCAGGCUCCACCCGGUGGCUUCAAGGGCCCGGAGUCUAAUGGCUACGACAAUCUGGCUAGCGCAUUUGGCGCACCAGUCAGCCUGAACGGCCAGAAGGCGUACGGUGUCUUCGUUUCACCCGGCACCGGAUACCGCAACAAUGCCGUAAGCGGUUCUGCGAAAGGCGACGCAGCCGAAGGCAUGUAUGCGGUUCUUGAUGGAAUGCACUACAAUAGUGCCUGCUGCUUCGACUACGGAAAUGCUGAGACGAACAACCUGGACACCGGCAACGGCCAUAUGGAGGCCAUAUACUUUGGCGACAGCACUCACUGGGGAUCUGGUUCUGGUAAGGGCCCUUGGAUCAUGGCUGACCUUGAGAACGGUCUGUUUUCUGGUGCCAAUCCUAAGCAGAACACUGGUGACCCGUCAGUUUCUUACCGCUUCCUAACUGCACUCCUGAAGGGAGGUCCGAACAAGUGGGCGAUGAAAGGGGGUAAUGCGGCAUCUGGGUCGCUGUCAACGUACUACAACGGUGUGCGUCCACGCGCGUCUGGCUACAACCCGAUGAAAAAAGAAGGGGCUAUAAUUCUCGGAAUUGGGGGUGACAACAGCAAUGGUGCGCAGGGAACUUUUUAUGAGGGCGUAAUGACGUCUGGGUAUCCAUCCGACGCUAUCGAGGACUCCGUCCAGGCCAAUAUCGUGGGUGCUAAAUAUGCCACUACGUCUUCAACAAGCGGUCCAGGCCUUACUGUUGGCUCCGAUAUCUCCAUUCGAGCUACUACGCCUGGCUCCACCGAUCGCUACCUCGCACACACUGGUUCUACUCUCAACAUUCAAGCAGUAUCUUCGCCCAGCACUACUGCCCUCAAAGGGCAGUCUACUUGGACGGUUCGCACUGGCUUGGGUAACGGCGCUUGUUUUUCGUUCGAAUCAAAGGAUACCACUGGUAGCUACAUAAGGCACAACAAAUUUGAACUUCAACUUGGCGCGAAUGACGGCUCCAAGAUAUUCAAGGAGGAUGCCACAUUCUGCCUGCAGGCUGGUCUAAGCGGCCGGGGCAGCUCGAUCCGCUCCUGGAGCUACCCUACGCGCUAUAUCCGCCACUACGAGAACAAGGGCUACGUCGCGAGCAACAGUGGCGUUCACAUGUUCGACUCUGCCACCUCGUUCAACUCUGACGUAACUUGGGUCAUCGGUAGUAGUUUUGCUUGA